Messenger RNA from Pteropus alecto (black flying fox), 5334 nucleotides. It is a transcript of the gene DGKD, whose product is annotated as diacylglycerol kinase delta. NCBI's taxonomy places the organism in Eukaryota, Metazoa, Chordata, Mammalia, Chiroptera, Pteropodidae. Gene Ontology annotation, biological process: intracellular signal transduction; lipid phosphorylation; diacylglycerol metabolic process. Bases 1 to 3516 code for a protein of 1171 amino acids. The transcript is spliced from 29 exons. The record is from RefSeq and is a predicted model, not a curated record. Gene Ontology annotation, molecular function: protein heterodimerization activity; protein homodimerization activity; ATP-dependent diacylglycerol kinase activity.
AUGAGCCCGUUCCUGUGGUUUCAGACCGUCAUCAAAGAGGGGGUGCUGAGCAAACAGAACAGCUCAUUCCAGCGAUCCAGAAGGAGGUACUUCAAGCUUCGCGGGCGAACGCUGUACUAUGCGAAGACGGCAAAGUCGAUCAUAUUUGACGAGGUGGACCUGACAGAUGCCAGCGUGGCUGAAUCCAGCACGAAAAACGUCAACAACAGUUUUACGGUCAUCACUCCAUGCAGGAAGCUCAUCUUAUGCGCCGAUAACAGAAAAGAAAUGGAAGAUUGGAUUGCAGCUCUGAAGACUGUCCAGAACAGGGAGCAUUUUGAGCCGACGCAGUACAGCAUGGACCACUUCUCAGGGAUGCACAACUGGUACGCCUGCUCGCACGCGAGGCCCACCUACUGCAACGUGUGCCGCGAGGCGCUGUCUGGGGUCACGUCGCACGGCCUGUCCUGUGAAGUGUGCAAGUUUAAGGCCCACAAGCGGUGUGCUGUGCGUGCAACCAGUAACUGCAAGUGGACCACACUGGCCUCCAUUGGGAAGGACAUCAUCGAGGACGAGGAUGGGGUCGCCAUGCCUCACCAGUGGCUGGAAGGAAACCUGCCUGUGAGCGCCAAGUGCACAGUGUGCGACAAGACCUGCGGCAGCGUGCUGCGCCUGCAGGACUGGCGCUGCCUCUGGUGCAAGGCCAUGGUGCACACGGCGUGUAAGGAAUCCUUACUGACCAGGUGCCCGCUGGGCCUGUGUAAAGUGUCAGUCAUCCCUCCCACGGCUCUCAACAGCAUCGACUCCGAUGGCUUCUGGAAGGCCACAUGUCCUCCAUCCUGCACAAGCCCCUUAUUGGUCUUUGUCAAUUCAAAAAGUGGGGACAACCAGGGCGUGAAGUUCCUCAGAAGGUUCAAGCAGCUGCUGAAUCCUGCCCAGGUCUUCGACCUCAUGAAUGGAGGCCCACACCUCGGCUUACGCUUAUUCCAGAAGUUUGAUACCUUUCGGAUUCUGGUGUGCGGUGGGGACGGCAGUGUCGGCUGGGUCCUCUCUGAAAUUGACAGCCUCAAUCUGCACAAACAGUGUCAGCUGGGAGUGUUGCCGCUCGGCACAGGGAACGACCUGGCUCGUGUGUUAGGCUGGGGCUCGGCCUGUGACGAUGACACCCAGCUCCCGCAGAUCCUGGAGAAGCUGGAAAGAGCCAGCACCAAGAUGCUGGACAGGUGGAGCGUCAUGGCCUAUGAGACCAAACCCCCCCGGCCGGCCUCCUCUUCCACCGUCGUCACCGAGGACUUCAGCGAGGGUUCCGAGGUACAGCAGAUUCUCUUCUAUGAAGACUCUGUCGCGGCCCAUCUUUCUAAAAUCCUGACCUCUGACCAGCACUCGGUGGUGAUAUCAUCGGCGAAGGUGCUCUGCGAGACGGUGAAGGACUUCGUGGCGCGAGUGGGCAAGGCCUAUGAGAAGACAGCUGAGGGCUCGGAGGAGUCAGAGGCCGUGGCCAAGAAGUGCUCUGUCCUGAAAGAGAAGCUGGAUUCCCUCCUCAAGACUUUGGACGACGAGUCGCAGGCCUUGUCCUCUCUGCCCACCCCACCGCCCACCAUUGCUGAGGAGGCGGAAGACGGAGACGGGCUGGGCAGCGGCUGUGGCUCCGCAGUGGACCGCUCGGUGGGGUCGGCGUGCCCAGCCCGGCCACAGAUAUUCCGGCCUCGGGAACAACUCAUGCUAAGAGCCAACAGCCUGAAGAAGGCGAUCCGUCAGAUCAUAGAACACACAGAAAAAGCUGUCGACGAGCAGAACGCCCAGACCCAAGAACAGGAGAGGCUUGUCUUGGGGCUCUCCGAGUCGGAGGGGAAGAAGGACCUGAAAUCGGAUGACAGACUGUGCCACAGCGGGAGCUGUGCGGCGGCCAAGUGCAGGAGCCUCCGCAAAGUGUCCAGAUCACCAUGUGAGAAGCUGAUAAGCAAAGGAAGUUUGUCACUGGGCAGUUCUGCGUCUCUUCCUCCCCAGUCAGGAAAUCGGGACGGCCUGCCAGCACUGAACACAAAGAUCCUGUUUCCAAACGUUCGGGCUGGGAUGUCCGGUUCCUUGCCUGGAGGAUCCGUCAUCAGUCGCUUAUUGAUUAAUGCUGAUCCCUUCAACUCCGAACCAGAAAACCUAGAGUACUACACAGAGAAGUGUGUCAUGAACAAUUACUUUGGCAUCGGCCUGGAUGCGAAGAUAUCCCUGGACUUCAACAACAAGCGUGACGAACACCCGGAGAAGUGCAGGAGUCGAACCAAGAACAUGAUGUGGUAUGGGGUUCUCGGAACCAAGGAGCUGCUGCACAGAACCUACAAGAACCUGGAGCAGAAGGUCCUGCUGGAGUGUGAUGGGCGGCCCAUCCCACUCCCCAGUCUCCAGGGAAUUGCUGUCCUCAACAUUCCCAGCUAUGCCGGAGGGACCAACUUCUGGGGGGGCACCAAAGAAGACGAUACUUUUGCAGCUCCCUCGUUCGAUGAUAAGAUCUUGGAGGUGGUGGCCGUGUUCGGCAGUAUGCAGAUGGCUGUCUCUCGGGUCAUUAAGCUGCAGCAUCACCGGAUUGCCCAGUGUCGCACAGUGAAGAUUUCCAUCCUGGGGGACGAGGGCGUGCCUGUGCAGGUGGACGGAGAGGCCUGGAUCCAGCCCCCGGGAUACAUUCGGAUCAUUCACAAGAACCGGGCGCAGAUGCUCACCAGAGACAGGGCAUUCGAGAGCACCCUGAAGUCCUGGGAGGACAAGCAGAAGUGCGAGCUGCCCCGCCCGCCGUCCUUCUCGCUGCACGCGGAGACCCUGUCCGAAGAGGAGGCCACACAGAUGGACCAGUUCGGGCAGGCGGCGGGAGCCCUCAUCCACAGCAUCCGGGAGAUCGCGCAGUCCCACCGGGACAUGGAGCAGGAGCUCGCCCACGCCGUCAACGCCAGCUCCAAGGCCAUGGACCGCGUGUACAACAAGCCCAGGACCGCUGAGGGGCUGACCGGCAGCGGUGUUCUGGACAUGGUCAACAACUUCAGGGCUCUGCGCAGCGAGACGGAGCUGCUGCUGGCCGGGAGGGUGGCCCUGCAGCUGGACCCCCCUCAGAAGGAGCGGCUGGGGGCCGCUCUCGCCGAGAUGGACCAGCAGCUCAGGAAGCUGGCAGAUGCUCCCUGGCUGUGCCAGCCCACGGAGCCCAGUGACGAAGAGAACGUGACACUGGAUCUUUCCAAACGCAGCCGCAGCGGGAAAUUCCGCCUGGUGACCAAGUUCAAGAAGGAGAAAAACAACAAGAACAGAGAAGCUCACGGCAGCCUGGGAGCCCCGGCUCAUCUUUGGGGCACGGAGGAGGUUGCCGCCUGGCUGGAGCACCUCAGUCUCUGUGAGUAUAAGGACAUCUUCACACGGCACGACAUCCGGGGCUCCGAGCUCCUGCACCUGGAGCGGAGGGACCUCAAGGACCUCGGCGUGACCAAGGUGGGUCACAUGAAGAGGAUCUUGUGUGGCAUCAAGGAGCUGAGCCGGAGUCCCCCAGCCGCCGAGGCCUAGCCUCGGCCCUCGCGGCCUGCGUCCUCCGCUCCUCCCGUGACUGAGGCUGGGGAGCGUGUGGCACGGCUCCUGUCCCUUCUCAUGGUGCUACUCCCUCUGCUCGCGACAGGAAGCCUCCCAGACGCCGUUCCGGGCCGCGGCGGGGUCUGGAGCACACCAACGCAGCUACCUGGGGACAUGCGCCUUUUCCGCCUGGCGUCAUGGGGGGACAAACUGUGCUGCCCUCGGCUCUCGCCGACACUGCAUUCCGGUGGGAACGGCCUGGCCGGGCUGCGCGGGACUGUCCUGUGGCUGCUGUCCGCGUGCUUCAACAGCACGUCGCGUGGCACCACCUCCCGGGCGCCCGGUCCGCAGCCGCUCCGUGGUUCGCCACAGCAGCCCCGCGAGGCCGCACACAGCUGAUGUCCCGUCUGUCAGGAAGGGCUUUCCCAAGGGCCCGCCCUGGCCUGGCUGCGGUGUGGGUGCCUUUCCUUUCCUGUCCACUUUAAUUUGAUGGAAGAGAAAGGAAAACUUGUUCCUCCUGAAUCCGGUCUGCAGGUCACCGUGUCCUUGGGCUGAUGAGCCCCCUCCCCAUUUGCCUCAGGUCCCUCCUGAGCUGGGGUGCUCUCUGGGCUGGGAGUGCCUGUGUCCACAUGAGUUUGAUUUUCUGUGGAGGGAAGUGUCCUGAGCACCAUCCAGUGGGACAAGCUGUUGCCAGGAGAGUGGCCCUGGUGGCAGUCUGAGGUCACUCCAAAGCCUGUGACCCUGUGGGUGGCCUCAUCUCAGACUCCCAGUCCCCAUGCCUCUGGAGUUGUCAGCGGCCCGUGCGGCUUGAGCCCGCAGCCCCCGGGCGCUCAUAGCUUAAUAGCUCUGACUUGCCACGUGCUUUGCAGGCUCCCCGCUGGUCCCCUGAUCACCACCAGGCCCCAUCUCUGGUCUGGGUGCUCCCACUGGUGGUCCUGGGUGCUGGGCUUGGGCCAAGGCCCUGCCCCAAGGCUCUACGACCCUCCCCGUGCCUGCUAUGGCGUGGCAGCGUUGGGGUUUGGGGCGAGAGCCCCACCUGCUCUGUACGUCCCCUGAGCCACCCCAUUGGAGGUGACACUGGGCAGUUGUGCAUUUUUCCCGCCCUGUGAAGGUGAAGAAAGAAUCCAAGCACCAAAAGUCACUCGAAAGUACAGAUCAUGGGGCAUGGGGACCCGUGCCAGCGGUCCCAAAGUUGGGGCUGCCCUGUCAGUUGAAGCGGGAAGCGCCUGGAAUCUGGGGUUCCCAGGCUCCUGGGCUGGACGGGCUGGACAGGCUAGACGUAGGGGGAGGCGAUGGGGGGUUGCGCAGGCAGCAGCACAGCCCCAAGCCAUCACGCCCUCCCCUUGGUGAAAGCUUGGGUUGGAAUCAAGCAUGGUGUUUAAUAUGUCGCCAGUGAUUAAAGCAACGCUGUUUUUGUUAAAGCCGUUUUCCUGAUUCUAGUAAGUUAGAAGUGAGAGGAACAGCCAUGAGUGUCGCAUGAAACUGUCGGUGAAGGGCCUGCAUCUCGUUCGUGGUGGCGUUUCUGUUGCUGCCCUGCCCGCCCUAAGACCCCUGCUGUGUGGAGGUCCCUCGGGCUCCCUGGGGUCUCAUGGUCCUGUCGGUGUGGAGGGAGGGAGGGAGGGGGGGUCCCUGAACAGUCUUGGAGUAAAGAUUUUGUGUCCUCGGGUGGGGCUUGCCCUCAUAUUUAUGAUCUUAAUUUAUACAGCACCCACCGUGGGAGCAAAUGCCUCCUGUAUUGCUAUGUACAUAGUCCACAUCCAGGGGUGUAAAUAAGUCGUUCUGUGUGUAAGUAAAACAAGCCUGUUUUUGACCCUC